AUGAAUUGUUUCGACUUAAGGUUGGAUCACAAUAACUUCACAGGAGGACUCCCAAACAUAUCACCAAUGGCCGCUAUAAUUGAUUUGUCUUACAACUCUUUCUCAGGAUCAAUUCCACACAGUUGGAUGAACUUGAAAGAACUGGGUGUCCUGGACCUGUGGAGUAAUGGGUUGUCUGGGGAACUUCCAUCAUACUUCUCUAACUUGAAACAGUUGCAAACCAUGAACUUAGGAGAAAAUGAAUUUAAUGGAACCAUAACAAUCUUGAUUUCACCAAACUUUCAAGUGGUCAUAUUGAGAGAAAAUAAAUUUGAAGGCAGUAUUCCCCCACAACUAUUUAAUCUCUCUUAUUUGUUUCACCUAGACCUUGCACAUAUGAAACUUUCAGGAUCUUUGCCACACAACGUCUACAACUUGACUCAUAUGGUUACUUUUCAUGUGGAUUUGUACUACCCUACCACAUUUAAUUUAUUUACCAAAGGUCAAGAUUAUAUGUAUCAAGUCAAUCCAGAUAGACGAACUAUUGACCUUUCAGCUAAUAGCUUGUUUGGAGAAUUGCCACUGGAAUUAUUUCAGCUUGUUCAAGUUCAAACAUUGAACUUAUCUCACAAUAAUUUGACUGGAACAAUACCCCUGCUAAUUGGAGACAUGAAACUUAUGGAAUCUUUGGACUUCUCUAAUAAUAAGUUUUUUGGUGAAAUUCCUCGGAGCAUGUCUAUCUUAACCUUUUUGGAAUAUAUUUGA
Messenger RNA from Medicago truncatula (barrel medic), 744 nucleotides. Its product is annotated as receptor-like protein EIX1. Gene Ontology annotation, molecular function: protein binding. Lineage: Eukaryota; Viridiplantae; Streptophyta; Magnoliopsida; Fabales; Fabaceae. The record is from RefSeq and is a predicted model, not a curated record. The transcript has a single exon. Bases 1 to 744 code for a protein of 247 amino acids.